AUGUGCUCGAUCACCACCAUUUUAUCACUUCCGGGCCAAUUUGCGGGCGCAAGGAAUGCUAUUGACCUCCUGCUCAAAGACCGACAAAACGCGGUCACUUACAACACGGUCCACUCUGCGGUCAAGAACGACCUGGAGGUCGCAGAUCACAAAUUGAAGCUGUGGUGCCGCGACUGGCAUUUUCAACAGGGCGUUUCCACGACAUUGGCUGCUUCAUACUGGGGUGACCUUGCUCCUGCUUUCAUGAAUGAUCGAAUCAAUGUGAUUGCAAGCCAACUCAGUGAGUUCCGGAUCCUUCUGGAAAUGUAUCGUCCGAGCAGGUCAAAGAUACGCAGGGUUUUAAGGGCAGGGCUUCUGAAGGAUGUCAAGGUCCAAUUGGACACAACUGUGAAGAGCCUGGAGAGUCUCGAGGCGGAUUCAUGGAAAUGGCUCUGCCAGAAAUACAAAGUUGCGGAGAGCGAUAAGUGGCGGGCUCACCUUGCUGCUCGACAUGAAUCAUAUCUUCUCUGUCUCGCCGGAGAGUAUCGACAGGUUGCAGGCCAACUUGACCACCUUGGCGAACAUUACCGACAACCCGGAAUUUCGUUUCCAUAUGAACCGGAUCUGGGACUUGACCUUGCCCCUGGUCUUGAAAUAUGGCAAUGUCUAUCGAAACUGGAGGAAAUUUCGAGAGAGAAUCGGAUCAUCCACUUCGUAUACUUUCGACCGCGAGCAACACCAGGUCUACAGCCUAUCAACGUGGCAGCACAAACAAGGCAACCCGCAGACUCCCCCCCAGUAGGGUCGAUGAGCCAUAUGUUCCUUGAAGUCGAGCUCAUGAAAGGUUUUGACCACGGCCAGGAGGAGGACACCACUAUCCAAGGUACUCUUGACAGGUUGCGUUCACAACCAAGCAACGGACCAGCAUCCUCAUGGUUCUUCCACGACACAGACCCGUCGAGAACAUCCAACUUGUUCCGUUUCAAUCUACAUCAUCACGGUGAGGCUGCGGCCAAGAUCGGUACGACAGACAUAGCUCUCUCUGAGCUCUUCAUCCCGACGUACGCCAAGAUCGAGCUAGCAGUGAAGGCCGCAGAGAUGGCAUUCCUCUUCGGUGAGUCUGGCCUCAUGGAUGGCCUGUGCGUUUGCAACAUCCGCGAGAUUCCUCUCAAGAACGGCACCACCACUUUUGUUUUCGAAGUUGCCGGUGGGUCCUGUCGCAGAGCCUGCCGUGUGCUCAUUCAGCAGCGCAACUACGGAAGCUUGGGAGUGUGUCUGGCACAUCUGUGUCUCGGAGACGAUUGGGAGGUGCUGGCGAAAUUGCCCAUACGCGGUGAGGCACAAUAUUUGAAUGAGAUCAACAAAUUGAGGGUCAAGCUCGAAAAGAUCGACUGGGUGGAGCCGGCGAUAGUGGAAGCGAUCAUAUCAGCAAUGACACCUCUAUCACCCGAGGUGCAAGACGGAGUCUACUACGAUUUGGCUGCUCUUUCUUUUCGGGAAGAUGAGAUUGAAAUCUUGAACGGGCUCGUGCAAGCGUGUGGCAUGAUGUUGCCGUCGCUGUUUGAAGCCUCGGCACAAGCGGAGUGGAAAACGACCGGGCCCAUUUCGCUGUCCACAACGACGGUCAAAGCCAGUGAAUGGCUCAUCACGAUUCCGAGGUUCCCUGAAAAUGUUACAGCAGGUGGCGUGUUCAUGCUUGGAAACCUCGUGGCGUGA
This is a messenger RNA of Fonsecaea erecta, 1695 nucleotides long. RefSeq lists its product as hypothetical. Lineage: Eukaryota; Fungi; Ascomycota; Eurotiomycetes; Chaetothyriales; Herpotrichiellaceae. The transcript has 2 exons. The record is from RefSeq and is a predicted model, not a curated record. The coding region runs from base 1 to 1695 and encodes 564 amino acids.